AUGCCUCCCGAGAUAGCAGAUUCGGACGGCGAGUCCGAUUUGAACUCGCCUAUAAAGCGACGUGCUGCUCACGAAAACCGAAACGAAGAUCCACUCCAGAGUCUGGCCUCACCUUCUCCAAUCGAUUUCGAUGAAUAUCUUGAUGCAAGUCAGAGGCUUUCAUCCUCUGCCUCACAUCAUGUCAUGGACUUCAAUCAACUAGAUGGCGCUGCUGAUAUUACCGCAACUAAGACAGCCGACCAACAGUCCACCGCCCUCUUUGGAGAAACCCUACACGGAACAAUGUCUAAGAAGAGAGCUCAUAGUGCUUUACAAGACGGCCUUGGGGACCUACGGCAUGAGAAAUCCGGUCGGAAGCCGAAGGUGAAGAGGUCAAAAACAUACAGUGCAGCGUCCAGGUCUCGCACUGCUCAAGGCGACAAUUUAUUCGCGCCGCCUUCUGAAGGCUCUCUGAUGCCCAGAAAUCUAGAAUCAACAGGUCAUGAUGGAGAUGCAGGAGAUCAGGCGACUUCGACCACACACCCUGUAUCCGCUGAUCCGAACAUACCGAUCUUGACCAGCACCAGCAAUCGAACUGAAGCGCUUCCACUCCGCGAACAAUCCUUUGCCGAUUCCACCCAUCGUAUGACCACAUCAAUAGCUUCUAUAGGAUAUCACCAAUCAAUCAAUAUAGACUUCCGGGGUUCUGGUCAGGGCCUGAGCAUCAACGCUAACCUUUUCGGAUCGUUAAGCCAGGUGUCCUUAGAGGACGACAGUAUCCAAGCUAAGCCCGAAUAUCUCACGGAUAUGAUCGAGAUCGAUGAAGCAAAAUCAACUCAGAUUGAUGGAAAUCACCAUAUAGUUUCUGUUGACGGGCCGUGGCAAGACCAAUCAUUGCAAGGCCUAUUACAAUCUUCCUCAGCAAGGCCUCUGGCUAUUUACCCUCCUCCAAUUAUGCAAAAGGGUGGAGUGGCAUCCAAUGCUAAUGAUGACAGUCACAUCUACGCACCUGAAACCGAGAAUGACAUAGGUGAUCCCCCCACCGCGGUGGAGGAUGCUUUGCCGUCUAUGGAAAAAUCAUCGGUGUCCAGGAAGCGUGGACGCAAAGUAAAGAACUCUAGGCCGCCUUCCAAAUCUCCUGCUCCUAGUCUUAAUGAAGAUCCCGAGGGCCAGGUUUCCACGACUCUGCCUAAUCCUAGCAGGGCUCGACGAGGGACAAUGGAGUCGUUGUCUCAAGCAUCUCAGACGUCAGCGACAAAUACACCACGCAGGAAGUGGAGGAGAAGGAAAUCGAAACAGACCGAUGAGGAAGGACCUGAAGGGAAUCCUGCCAAGUUCUCCCCCAUGAAGCAUCCGACAAGCGAGUUGAGUCUAAGUGACGAAUUGGUGAUUGAGCUGCCAAAAGAAGCUUACAAGCCACGCCCCAGCCUGUCUCACUCAAAAAUCAUCGUGGAAGGCGAGCAUGAACAAGGGGCUGGUGAUUUUUCCCCAGUCAAACACCCCACCAGCGAGCUUAAUCUCAGUGACGAAGCCGGUAUUGGGCUCCCGAAAGAAGCAUAUAGGCCCCGACCAAGCCGCACACGAUCAAAGAAGUACUUCGACGAGGGUAAAACUCUUCUGCCUCCACUGGAAGCCAACGAUGACUGUCGCACCCUGGCAAAGAGCAAUGGUAACGACGUCUCAGAACAAGAAACCCCGAACAUAACUUCAACAAAGCCUAGCACAAAGAAAGGCCGAAAGAGUAAAGUCAAACGCGCGAAGACAUCUGCGGCGGCCUUGUUCAGAAAAGCAGAUCCAAUGCUAAGCGAAGGUGAAGAAGACGUUGUCUGGAUGGACUCGAAGCCUGCGCCUGUGAAAUUGGACCUGCCUCCCGAUUUUAACGCGUUGAAGAUAGAGCCCGACGUUCCGAGGAUCAAGGACGAACACAAGCGCAAAGAAGAAAGUGAACAGGCACAAAGUGCUAAAAGCACCAAUAUCACCAUCGAGAUCCCCAUCCAUACACAGGUUAAGGACCCCGUAGUGGAGCCUAAGAAGCGAGGUAGAAAGCCAAAGAAAGUGGAACAUAAGCAAGAGGAGCAAAAGACUACCGAAGAAAAUGAAGACGAACCAGAAUCAAAUGCAAUAUCUCGCCCGCCACUAGACGAGAAGUCCAGGAACAUACCGGCUAGCACCAGCAAUGACUUGAUCCAGAAAGGGUUCAUAAGGGCUCCUACUGUUUCACCCAUUACAUCACCCGAGCCAGAAGCUGAAAAGCAAGCGCAGCCAGAACCCUUAUCUGGCAAGGAUAAUGGAAACGAGCCAAUAACUACACCAGCAAAGCCUAAACCAUCUGCAUUGCCAUCAUCUACAGAAAAAGGUCCCGCCAAACACUCGCCCAUCAACCCGCCGAGUCUUAGCAAUUCUGGAAGGAAAGUGAUCUACCGAGUUGGUCUGUCCCGAAGGCAAAACAUCCCAAGUCUUCUGAGGAAGGUGGACAGAGAUAAGCCACCGCCAAAGAUUGUGCCGAGGAAGGAGAAGGACAGUAAGAAGAAGAAAGAUAUGGACGCAGAUUAUGAUGGAGAGGGCGGGAGCGAAGCGCCAGGGGAGAUGAGAGGGCCAGAUGGAAUGCUGAUUGAGUGGGAGUUUUAG
Molecule: messenger RNA, 2607 nt
Organism: Cladophialophora bantiana CBS 173.52
Lineage: Eukaryota; Fungi; Ascomycota; Eurotiomycetes; Chaetothyriales; Herpotrichiellaceae
Exons: 1
Coding region: 1-2607 (868 amino acids)
Source: RefSeq, a predicted model, not a curated record